This is a messenger RNA of Ilyonectria robusta, 1198 nucleotides long. RefSeq lists its product as uncharacterized. The coding region runs from base 183 to 962 and encodes 259 amino acids. NCBI's taxonomy places the organism in Eukaryota, Fungi, Ascomycota, Sordariomycetes, Hypocreales, Nectriaceae. Gene Ontology annotation, molecular function: hydrolase activity, acting on ester bonds. The transcript is spliced from 2 exons. The record is from RefSeq and is a predicted model, not a curated record.
GGCAGAACUCUCGAUCUGAAGCUGUAGAAGCUCCCCAGUAUUUCGCAGCGACGUCUUGUAGGGCUAUCAUGAGAUUCUCAGUCAUCGCCACGGCUCUGGCCGCUUUCGCCACCAGCUCGACAUUGGCGACAGACCGUACCUACCUCUUCACUUUGUCCGUUCCCUGACAAUCUCCCAUCCCAAUGCUAACUUUGAACAGCGGUGACUCGUACACCAGGACAUUGUGGAAAAUCAACGGCCCUGUGCCAUCGGAGCAGAAUCCAAUUGGCAACCCACCCCUACCCGGGGGAACCUCCUCCGGCGGCAAGAACUGGGUCGGCCUUUUGGUGACCAAGUUCAACGUCUCAUCCGUCUUCUUGUACAACUUUGCCUCCAGUGGUGCGCCUAUCGACAAGACGCUGUUGGCGCCCCAGCCUCUCUUAAGCGACAGGGUGGACUUCGUGAACCAGGUACAGCUGUUCAACAAGACUCUCUCCGCUGCGCCGAGCUGGGCUCCGUGGACAGCUCAGAAUUCCAUUGCUGCAAUGUGGCUGAACGUCAAAGACCUCAGGGACACACUUGAUUAUCCCAAUACACCCGAUAUAUCCAAACGUGUGAUGAAGCGGUACAUGGAGCAAGUCGAAAGGUUGUACGCCAUGGGAGUCCGAAACUUCAUCUUCCUGACAGCCCCGCCGUUCUACCUGACGCCUCUCUUUUUCGGACUGAACGCCUCAUCCUACAACAAGCUCGUCUCUGCAACCGAUAACUUCAACUCGCAACUUUUAGGAAGCGUUGCAGCUUUCGCAAGCUCGCACCCAGAUGCCACUGUCCGGACGAUUGACACUCUGCCCGCGUUCCUGGCGGCAUUUCAAAAUCCGACCAAAUUCGGAGCGCCGAACUCGGCAUGCGUUCACCUCAAUGGCAGAUCCUGCGUACGUUUUUGUUCACCUCUCUGGUUCCAUGCCUCUUUGAGAAGCCGUUGAAACUAACAUGUAGCAGCUGUGGCGUGACUACCUCCACCCGGGUUAUUACAUCCAACAGCUCGUGGCUGUUGAUGUAGCAAAGACCUGGGGCUCAGGAGUCUUCAAAUGCACCCAGGAUAUCUGCUCAAAUACAGCCAAGCCCACCCCCAUGCCUAAACGGACAGACUCGACGACGUUGAGUGUGAGCACCACCACAAAGUCCACGACUACGAAUACAUCCAACCCAACAACUACAG